Molecule: messenger RNA, 1167 nt
Organism: Talaromyces amestolkiae
Lineage: Eukaryota; Fungi; Ascomycota; Eurotiomycetes; Eurotiales; Trichocomaceae
Exons: 2
Coding region: 1-1167 (388 amino acids)
Cellular component (GO): endoplasmic reticulum; membrane; lipid droplet
Molecular function (GO): ditrans,polycis-polyprenyl diphosphate synthase [(2E,6E)-farnesyl diphosphate specific] activity
Source: RefSeq, a predicted model, not a curated record
AUGUCGUCGUCCAUGCACUUCUCGCAUCUCCGAAAAUGGUUCAUCGCUUCUCCCCCCGUCGAAUUCGUGAUCAACAGAGUGCGAGAGUUGCUCCUCGGUGCCUUGAGGCAGGGUCCCAUACCACAACAUAUCGCCUUUGUCAUGGACGGAAAUCGGCGCUUUGCAAAGAGCCAUGGAAUAGAGACUAUUGAAGGACAUCAUCUCGGUUUUGAAGCUUUAGCUAGGAUACUCGAGGUUUGCUAUAAAAGCGGAGUGAAAGUAGUUACAAUCUACGCAUUCAGUAUCGAGAACUUCAACAGAUCGCAAUUCGAAGUGAACGGGCUUAUGGACAUGGCGAACGUGAAACUCGCGCAACUUGCUCAACAUGGAGAUAUUUUAGACAGAUACGGGGCUAGCAUUCGAUUCCUCGGGCGCAAAGACCUACUCAGACCCGACGUGGUUGCAGCAGUGGACCGAGCCGUCGAAGUUACGAGUCGCAAUGGAGAUAAAAUCUUGAAUAUAUGCUGCCCUUAUACUUCGAGGGAUGAAAUGACGCACGCCAUACGGCAAACAGUGGUUGACUAUAGCACACCUUUGGAAACAACAAGGGCGAAUGGGGGACGAAAACCGUUCUCCGAAUCACACAUUGCAUCAAAUAUUCGUGCGCAGACCCUUCAGAAUAUGAAGGACCAGGAUGGCAGUGCAGACUCGGACUCGGCAUCUGCAUUCUCACAAGAUGAAGAUAACGGCUCSCCCMACGUCAACCAAGCAAACAAAGWAUAUGACUCGCCCUCGUCCUUUUCAUCAUCUACUACCCUCCACCUUAACGGACAAGCCGCCGGCAGUCCGGACUAUCUAUCAUCAGAAUUCAUCACCUCUCAAACACUGACAGAGCGCAUGUAUACCGGAAACAACCCUCCUAUCGAUAUUCUUGUGCGAACCUCCGGCGUUGAGCGACUGAGCGACUUUAUGCUCUGGCAAUGCCAUGAAGACACCGAAAUAGCGUUCUUAGAUGUCCUUUGGCCGGAAUUCGAUCUGUGGCAUUUCCUUCCCGUCCUCUGGAAGUGGCAGCGACGGAUGACGAAAGCGUGGAAAGGCGAAAAUGCUCUGGACAAUGACGAAUGGAACAGUGCGAAGAACGCCAACAUUCUCGUUCCGGAGACCAAGACGCAAGUUGAGGCAUUUUAA